UGCUGCACUUUUCAUCGGAGGACGCAUCGGAGCUGAGGCAGCAAAUUGUGGGAAGAAAUUAGAUAGUUUACACUUAUUUACAUUUUGUAUGUUGACAUUGUUUGGAUGACGUAUAUAGAUGAAACUUUGACUGUAAAAAGGGAAACAAGCAGAUCCGAUAUUGCCAAGACUAAUUUGGAUUGUUCUCUGGCAUCUAGUAGACAAUCAUGGCAGAACAGUCUCCUCCAGAGUUCAAGGAUUGCCAGGAUGAGAGUGAACUGCCUGAAGGGAUUGAAAUUGAAACUGAAACAUCUGAAAGAGUGAGUGGAACCGAUCCAACGCAAACUUUCAACCAGGUUCAGGAUCCAAAUUUGAGGAAAAUCGAUUUGGAAAAAGUGGAAGAGGUCUCUGGAACAGUCAAAUUCUUUGAUUGUGAUGUUGAAGAUGAAGAGGGACAGCAGGAGACUGCCAGAGAUGCUGCCAGUGUUAGAAUCGCAGAUGACUAUCCCACCAUUACAAAAGGUGCAGAAGCAGUUGUUACUGCGAUAAACGAAGCCGGUGAUCCGGGUAUGGUGAACGAGAAAGGAUGGAUGUUAGGAGAUGACGAUGAUAGGAUGCAAGAGGAAGAAUUUAGGGAAGCUAAGGACAACAGAUCUAUCCUUCAAGACAAUGGUGUGGCAAACAAGAUUAUCAAAGGAGCAGAGAAUAGUGAAAUUGUUGAUCACGGUAUCAACAAAGAUCUUGAGAGAGCUUCAAGUUUCCAGAAAGGGUUGGGAGACGGUGUUAAACCCGAGGAUGAAAAGGAGGACAUGGAGCUGCUACUUCUUGCAGCACGACAUGGAGAUGCAUCAGGGGUACAUAAACUGAUUCAGAAGUAUGAGCAACGUGACAUGAACUGCACUUUCAGUGUCAAUUGUAAAGGUCAACAAAAAUCAAAUCGAGGUUGGAGUCCACUCCAUCUUGCUUCUUACUUUGGUCAUGAGAAGGUUGCGUUGGUUCUGUUGAGUAACGGAGCUAACAUCAACUCAAUGAAUCCUAUGGGAGAUACACCUCUUCACAAAGCUGCUUAUAUUGGCAGAGAAGACAUAGUGCAGCUCUUAAUUGAGCAUGGUGCUGAUGUCUUUGCUAUCAAUGGAGAAGGCAUGUCGCCCAAGGAACUAGCACUUGGACUAGAAGUCAAGAGACUACUCGAAGGUGCUGAACAAUCACAGCAGCUGAAGUCCCACCAAACUUUACUCCAUGCUGCAUCAGAGGGUGAUAUUGAAAUCAUGGCUAAAGUGCUAAAAGGCCCAAGGCCCCCUGACAUAAAUUGCACAGACGCAAGUGGAAAUACUCCUCUCCAUCGGGCUUGUUACAGCGAUCAGCGAGAGGCAGCCAUUUUCUUGCUUCAGAGUGGGGCGAAGACUGAUUUGAAGAACACCAAGGGUCAAACGAGCCUUGACCUUGCCCAGUCGCACCACAUCAGACAGCUAGUCAGCCUUCGUCCAGUAAAGGUUGUUCAGAGCUAUGUCAAUAAGUUUGAAGGACCGCUUUAUAGGGCUGGUUUGAUGAGAAGGCGACAUCUUUGGGUAGUACUUGACCAAGGUAUGCUGAGCUAUUACAGGAACAGGACUGAUGCAUAUACAGGAGUGAAGAGACAGGGCUGCAAAAGUCUGGAGCACGCUGAUAUAAAGAUCAAUGUUGAUAAUGAAUAUAUGUUUGCGGUGAGGUACAAUGAAGGAUCCACCCAUCUCUGGAUGCUAGAUGAAAAAUUCUCCAAAGACUUGACUAGAGAGAAAUGGAUAUCGGCUCUGAGGGAGCAUCGAUCCUACAGUGAGAGAUUGGCUAGUUCCUGCAUCAUCGCCGACUCCGAUUCUGAAGAUGAUGAGGAAGGAGAAGAUAAGAAGAAACUCCUUGCCUUGAGCUCCAUCCAAGAUACCUUAAAGAAUGCUCAAACACGACACCACCUCUUGGAGGAGAGCAUCAGAAAUCUUUCACAAUGGAUGGAAGGGUUCAAAGGCAGCACAGAUGACAGUAUUAAUAUUACAGAGCUAACCAGACGGCUGGAAGGCAUUGUUGAUAGAUCUCACGAAGCUUGUAGCGCCCUGUCUAGUUGUAUGGCUGUGGUGUCCGGCCAGGAAGAGCUUCGUAACCUGCAGUUGAAGCAGGAGCAAGAACGGACCCGUAACCUUCAGGACGCCCUUCAUGCGCUAGCGCAGCAGCAUGACAGACUAGAACUCCUCUCGGCGACCCUCUCCACAAGCCCUCUCAACUUCCAAGAUAUCCCUGCGGAGUUUGACUAUGAGGAUCACGAAUUCCACAGUGUGAGGGACUCCGGAAGCCGAGGAAGCAGCCCCACCGGUAGCUUUGAUGAUCGACUCAGUGACGUUGAGAGCUUCUACAGUGUCAGGAUGGAUUCCGAGCAAAGGUCGCCAACAGAGGGCGUUCAGCAUAGAAUAUCAGACUCUGAGAACCAUUCAAACAGUAAACAGAGCAAGGAAGACCUUCUUUCAUCAAACAAUGGAGAUUAUAGUAUAACUAAAAACAGAGACUUGGGAAAAAGCGAUGUGUUCACGUUUGGAAGUGUGCCCGAUAUUAUCAUUCCAGGUUGUGCAAGGGUAAGGUUACCGGCCCAAAUGUACAAACGAGACCAUAUGACGUUAUGGACAGUACUAAAACAAUGCAUGGGCAAAGAACUCUCCAAGAUCACCAUGCCUGUAGUGUUUAACGAACCGUUAAGCUUCCUCCAAAGAUGCUGCGAAUACAUUGAACAUGCCCACCUCCUGCUGAAGGCCAGUAUGUCCGAUGACCCUGUGGAUAGGAUGAAGUUUGUGACAGCCUUUGUUGUAUCUGCAUCAGCUUCAAACGUAGACAGGUUUGGAAAACCCUUCAAUCCACUCUUAGGAGAAACAUAUGAGUUGACAAGAGAGGACAUUGACACCAAGAUGCUGUUAGAGCAGGUCUCCCACCAUCCUCCCGUCAGUGCCUUCCACGCCAGCUCGCCUCACUUUGAGUUCCACGGUGCUGUCCAUCCAAAACUCAAGUUCUGGGGAAAGAGUAUGGAGGUCCAACCCAAAGGCGUGGUGACCAUCAAGCUUCCAAAACAUGGUGAAUCCUACACCUUUCAUAACGUCCUAAUGUGUGUUCAUAAUCUCAUCGUGGGUAGACUCUGGAUAGAGCAGUAUGGCACGCUAGAGAUCAUCAAUCACAAGACGGGGCAUAAGAGCGUUCUUAACUUCAAACCGGCUGGCUGGUUUAGUCGAGAUCUCCACAAAAUUGAAGGCCAUAUCUUUGAUAAGCAGGGGAAGAAGCUGUGCUAUCUCUAUGGGAAGUGGACAGAGUACCUAUGCGCUGUUCAAAAAGAUUCACCUGAAAGCAGAAAGGAAGAGAAGAAGAGGAAAGGGAGGGCGAAUGCCUCAGAAAGGCAGAGUCCACCGAGUUCACCUGGAGCAGGGAGCGUUCCUCUUGAUGAUGGACCAGACACGGACUCUCAGAUCUUAUGGCAAAACCUAACAAGGCCUAAAGAAUCAUUAAAAUACUAUUCCUUCACAUCGUUUGCCAUGAAACUGAAUGAACUGGGCGAUGGUAUGAAGCAAACCCUACCGUGCACAGACAGCAGGUUGAGACCAGACAUCAGAUUACUAGAAAACGGUGAUAUAGACGGUGCAUCCGACGAGAAGCAUCGCCUGGAGGAGAACCAGAGAGCGAGGCGGAAGCAACGAAACAAGAACAAAGACACCUGGUCCCCCGUCUGGUUCCGAGCCGACGUCAACAGCUUGACAGGGGAGCAGGACUGGCUCUACAAGGGUAACUACUGGGACAGGAACUACUCCAACUCUCCUACUAUAUUUUGAGGGACCAGUGAACCUGUGUAGUACAACUUCCGAAAGGUGACGACGGUCUGGUUGGUAGAUGUCUCUGGUAACGAUGAUGUUCUUAUAGAGUAGUUUCAGAUGAUGUCACAUGGGGGCAAAACGAUGGAAGACCUGUGCAUUACACCCUUCAGAGAAUGAUUCGCCACGGUUUAAUGGACAGGUUUUUAUUGUUUGUUCUCUAACAUGUCUGUUCAUGGGAAAGCCCAGUUUAUGGAAAGUUAAAUCCAAGAUGGUCUUAAUUGGAUAGGGGGUCGUCGUGUUGGGGUUCCAUGCCUUUUGCUCCUGCGACAAUUGCUCCUACUGGAAGAUGCACGCGUUAAAGUCAAUCAUAACCACGAGCUUCAGACCUUACCUUAAUCUUCAUCCCAAUCACAUGACUCUGAACCAAAAACCCUAUUACAAUUCUAACCCUCCCCCUAUAUCUUUAGAGAAAUAAGCGGAGGAGCAUUCGUCAUAAGAGCAAAUGUCGUGUUACCAUAAGGGUUGCUUUGCCCGAAGAAGAAACAUUGUCUUUAUGGUCAGGUUCAUUCAACAGAAUAGUAUAUGUCACCAACCACCCCAAAAUAAACAAUAAGUCGCCCAGAGUAGUGUCAUUCAUAAAUAAAAAAUCUUCUAUCUUGUAUUUUAUUCAACUUUACUUCAAAAUUACUCUUUCAGAUAAGCUAAUUUUCAAAUUUUUGCUUUUUAACUGCCAAAUUACAGAAAACCUCCCCUGGCGACUCAUUGGUGGUUUUGGGUUGGCUGGGCAAAUAUGGGGAAGCAUUCCUGUUAAGACAAAUAGGAGUAUCCUCUUGACUAUGAAUGUAGGUAACCUACAUUAUUUAUGUUGACCACUGCAAUGGUAUAACUGAAUAUGAAAGAUCAAAGAAUAGGGGAAAGACAAGUGACCUUUCUAUGCAGUUAAUCAUGCUACCUUCAACUUAACCAGUGUGAAAAUCAUGUUAACCAGUGAUUGAUAACAGCUACGGAGUACUCUACUUUUUAGAAAUAAUUUAUAUUAGGACUGGUGUUGGCCUCUAACCUAUCAGAAGUUCUGGGGUCCGUAACAUAAAUAUGCAGUGAUUGAUGUUUAUAGUUGAUUUACACAAAUUGAUUACAGAAAACGGUUAAUGUGGUCAAUUGUAAAACCUGGGGGCCGUCUCAUAGAGCUGUUCGUAAGUUAAGAGCGACUUUUAGAACGACUGGUGAUCCUUUCUUACGCGCUAAACCACAGCCUUUGAAUGUACCAUUUCCACAAGUAAGGAUCACCAGUCGUUCUUAACGAACAGCUUUAUGAAACACCCACCUGGUUCAAAGAUCAAGUACGGUUAGGAAGCACAAGUGAGUGUUUCAUAAAGCUAUUCUUAAAUUACGAGUGACUUUACGAGCAACUGGUGAUCCUUUCCUGUGGUAAAUGAUACAGACCGGAUUGACCUUGAUUAUGUUCCUAAGACAGGGUCACCAGACGAUCGUAAAGUCGCUUGUAACUUACAGACAACUUUAUGAAACACCCAUCAGGUAAUUCUAUAAUUAGAUUGCCAACUACAUCUAUUGAUGUAGAUGACUUUUCGAUAUUGUUGCAUAUAGCAAUCAUCAAUUGGGGAUUUCAAGAUUUCUGUUGGAGUUGGGCUCGUUUUUAAAUCAGUACCACACCAAACUU
Messenger RNA from Lytechinus variegatus (green sea urchin), 5472 nucleotides. Its product is annotated as oxysterol-binding protein-related protein 1-like. The transcript is spliced from 22 exons. Gene Ontology annotation, molecular function: protein binding; cholesterol binding. Gene Ontology annotation, cellular component: membrane; cytosol; intracellular membrane-bounded organelle. The coding region runs from base 207 to 3812 and encodes 1201 amino acids. The record is from RefSeq and is a predicted model, not a curated record. Lineage: Eukaryota; Metazoa; Echinodermata; Echinoidea; Temnopleuroida; Toxopneustidae.